AUGGUCAUUCAGAUACCUUUGAAAGCAGGUAGACUUCGCGCCAUUCGUGAGGCUGUCUAUCGAGCAGUGCAGAGGAACUUUAAAAUCGUGCUUGAAGAAGAACAGGGCCAUUAUGAGUGCAAAUGGGCUAGUUUAGUCCGAAAAGAACAAAAACAACUGCGAAGAUGGCUUCCGGAACUAUUCGUCGACGAAGAAAAAGAUAUAAAUUUGAUGAGUAAAUCCGAUAUAGAAGCUGAAUUGGACAAGCAAAUCGCCGACGAAAAAAACUUAAACAAGUGGGAAACCUUUGAAAAAAUCCGUCAAGGAGAAGGAUUCGCGUAUGUUUGUCACCAAGUGGCGGAAUUCAAGAAUGAGCCAAUUUUUUUGCUCGUUAGUCCGUUUUCAAAAGAGAAAAUUCCGAUAAUCAAGUCUGCUCUCUACGAAGCCAUAAAUGAUGGAAUGAUAGUAAUGGAGAAGAACGCGGAUCCGGUUCAAUUUUGCAAAAACCCAAAUCAAAUGUGGGCCUUUUCUUGGACCGACGAGGUCCGUAAGAAUCCAGACAAACUCGUCAAACACAUGCCUGAUUUAUUCCCGGGUCAUCCAGAUGUAAUAAGAAAAAAAGCGACGCUCGAAAAGCUCAGGGCACAGUACGAAGCUCGAGGGUAUCAAUACACUCAGUUCCACAUCGAAGGAGAAGAAAAAGAAGACGCUUUUGUGAUUAAAAAGCCGAUUGCUGAAGAAAAUGUUUCUGCCAUUCGAAGAGCUCUGCAUAUGGCCAUAAGCAAAAAUCUCAGAAUCGGGAUCGAAGUCAAAGAUGGUUCUAUCGAAGAGUGCGAUUGGGUUCAAACGGUUAGAAUGACACCGGCUUUGCUCAAGAAUUACAUGCCAGAACUCUUCCCUGAAUCUCAAGAAAGCAAAGAAAAGAGCGAAGAAGAAAAAGUCACUUCAGAAGUUUCAAAUCUAAAGCAAGCUCUUGCCGCGCAAGUCACUGAGAAAAUCUCAAAAGAAAUAACGAUCGAAAUCCAAGAAGAAACAACGAAAGAACUGAUAAUCCUUCAAGCCGAAAGAGCCUUUGCGAUCAGAAUGAUUGUGUUCAUGCUAAGUUACGUAACUAGACGAGAGAAAAAUAUGUAUCUCGAUUUGAACUUGACAUGGCUGCCGAUUUUCUUCGCCCUGUGGACCCUCGUCGGCUGGCUGCUUUGCUACAUCGUCGCAGUCCUAACAGGCCAUAUUGAUCCUCUUUUGCCCCUAAUUUCGAUGUGCGGCGCGCAAUGGCCCGAAUCUUCACUCUUUUCUUUAUUUAUGAACAUGUCCGCUGUCAUGUCUGCCUUUCUUUCGUACUUUCGCUUCAGACAGGUGCAGCACUUCCAGUCCCGCUGCUCUGAAAUCUCGAAAAUCUGGAAGCUCAACGCAGCCGGCGUUGUCCUCGGCAUUUUAUCCUCCGCUGGUCUCCUCAUCGUUGCGAAUUUCCAAGAAGCACGUGACCCGUGGCCGCAAGUUUACCUGGCGCAUGUUACCGGCGCUUUGGUGACCUUUACCGCUGGAACAGCAGUAAGCGGCCUUCAAGCGUGGAUAACGUACUUGAUGCAUCCAGAAGUGGUGGAUAUGUGGAUCUUUUGGAUUCGAAUCUUUAUUGCUUUCAUAUCAGUGGGAACCUAUAUUUCGGCAAUUGUAGUUGGCAAAUUGGCGCAUAUUGAAAGAGCAUUCAACGGAACGGACGGCGACCGAACAGAUUUCAAUUGGGACAAAGACUCGCCCUCCUACCCACUCGAUCUCACUCUAGCUGCCUGCGAAUGGCUUGUUGGCCUCGCCUUUGUCGCGUAUUUUCUUACGCUUUAUCCAGACUUCAAGCGUCUGACUCUCCGCCAUUGCUUCAGCCACACGCAUCGUUCCCUCCGAGCCGAUUCUGAUAUCGAAAACUCGACUCUCAUCAGCAGCCAAGUUUGCCGGCAAAGCUCAGUCCGCUCUGCGAUCACGGGAGCCAUCAACCAAGUAUCAAAUCGUUCGAGCCAAGAAUACCAGCAGUAA
Oikopleura dioica is the source of this 2007-nucleotide messenger RNA. The record is from the annotation of a GenBank genome assembly. NCBI's taxonomy places the organism in Eukaryota, Metazoa, Chordata, Appendicularia, Copelata, Oikopleuridae.